AUGGCCCAAGAAAGCUCAAUAUCUGGAGACGAUCCAGCUCUGCAUAAAUGGCGAUCACCUCUCAUACUCCAGCCUCUUCACAACAGUCUCCCUCCGGAGUUACUCCUAAGAUUCGAUCCGAUCUUUGUUGAAUACUACAAUAAGUAUAAUGCGGGACGCCUACACACACACGAGGUGCCCAUCGAUGACUUUCGAAGGAACCCUGCUCGUUACAUGAUUUCCUACGGGCGAGCAAAUGGUCCAGAUGUCUAUAGCAUCUCUGAACAGAAAUGUCCUGUCUCCGGAGGGGAAAUCACUAUUCGAAUCUUCGAGCCAGCGCCUCAAGUGGACGCACAAUAUCAGCCAAAGAAAAGAGCCGCGUACAUCAAUUUCCACGGAGGUGGCUGGGUUUUUGGAGGCUUGGACUAUGACCAUGAAUUUUGCAAACGGCUUGUUCAUGGGCUUGAUGGCGACUUGGUCGCCUUUGACGUGGACUAUCGACUUGCACCCGAACAUCCUUAUCCUGUUCCUGUGGAUGACUGCUGGGCUGCAUUUACUUGGGUGAGAUACAUGAAGCUCGUGGGCUGUUUUAUUCGAUCUCACAAGGCGGACGUAUAUAACCUCGACGUGAACAGAUUCGCUAUAGGCGGGGCGUCUGCCGGGGGUCAUCUUAGCGCAGUUCUAGCCCAUCUGUGCCGAGACGAGAAUAUCCCAUUGAGACUACAAGUGCUCACAGUGCCGAUUUGUGACCUGGACAGCUCGUUCACUUUCGAUGGCCACUUCGAUCGCCAGAACAGCCCAUACCCAUCUUAUCGCGAAAUGGAGUUCGCACCUUUACUACCGGUCGCACGAAUGGAGUUCUUUUAUCGGUAUUUCCUCGGCGUGCCUCGACCAGCUCCUUCAGCAGACGACUGGAAGAUUUCGCCAAUGCUCGCACCCGAUUUCAACAACCUAGCUCCAGCGCUCGUCUCGACCGCAGAGAUGGAUCCAUUGCGGGACGAAGGUGAAGCGUACGCCGACAAACUGCGAGCAGCAGGCAAUCGCGUCGAAAAGCACCGGUACCUGGGCGCACCUCACACCUUUGCCAGCCUGGAUGGAAUCCUCGAAGCAGGUCGCCAGUUUAAUGAGAGGGUAAUUGCAUGCAUGAAGCGUGAGCUGCUAGUGUGA
This is a messenger RNA of Penicillium diatomitis, 1146 nucleotides long. Its product is annotated as alpha/beta hydrolase. Bases 1 to 1146 code for a protein of 381 amino acids. The record is from RefSeq and is a predicted model, not a curated record. The transcript is spliced from 3 exons. Gene Ontology annotation, molecular function: hydrolase activity. Lineage: Eukaryota; Fungi; Ascomycota; Eurotiomycetes; Eurotiales; Aspergillaceae.